Solanum stenotomum is the source of this 1101-nucleotide messenger RNA. RefSeq names its product acetyl-CoA-benzylalcohol acetyltransferase-like. The coding region runs from base 1 to 1101 and encodes 366 amino acids. NCBI's taxonomy places the organism in Eukaryota, Viridiplantae, Streptophyta, Magnoliopsida, Solanales, Solanaceae. The record is from RefSeq and is a predicted model, not a curated record. The transcript has a single exon.
AUGGAAAUAGGGUUUGUCAACGAAAACGAUUACAUAAAAGUUGAAAUCUUAUGCACAAAGCUCAUAAAGCCAUCUUCACCUACUCUCUCUCACAAUCAAUGUUACAAGCUCUCUUUCUUUGAUCAAAUAGCUGAGAGAGAACACAUUCCUAUUGUUCUUUUCUAUCCUUGUAAUAAUUUCAAUAGCCCCACUAUCGAUGAACGACUUGAGGAAUCCCUUUCUAAGCUAUUAACUCAUGUUUAUCCACCAGCAGGAAGGUACGAUAAAGAUGAAUGUUUGAUUCUUUGCCUUGAUCAAGGUGUUUCCUACACUAAGGCCAAGGUCAAUUGUAAGUUGGAUAAUUUCUUAGAGAAAGCACACAAGGAUCUUAGUCUUGCAGCUUUAUUUUGGCCACAUGAAAACAAGAAUGUGGAUCAAAAUAAUUUUAUGGUAUCACCAAUUGUCACCAUUCAAGUAACAAAAUUUGAAUGUGGUGGCCUAGCUUUAUCAUUCAGUGCUUCACACCCUGUAAUUGAUGGUUUCACAUGUUUGAAUUUUCUGUUUGGAUGGGGAAAAGUGUGUAGAUUGGGAACUCCCAUUGAUAAGAUUAAUUUUCUAAGCUUCAAUUUAGGUAAUAUUUUCCCAACCAGAGAUAUAUCAGGUCUUUUCAAGUCAACCCAUGUAGAAAAUAGAGAAGAAAAUAUUGUUGUUAAGAGAUUUGUCGUCCAUGAAGGUGCUCUAUCAAGGCUCAGAAAACAAUGCAUUGAUGAAUCAGGUGGAGCUUUGAAUUUUCAACCUUCAAGGGUUGAAAUUAUCACAGCAAUCCUAUGGAGGGCUUUAAUCCGCAUUUCAGCAGCUAGAAAUGGAUAUUUUAGGUCUUCUCUAAUGGACUUACCAUUGAAUUUGCGCUCUAAAUCAUCUUUGCAGGAUAUUGAUUUUGGUUUGGGAAAACCAUCUUUAGUAUAUUUUGGUUUGAAAGAUAUGGAAAUAUUUUGGUUAUAUGAUACAGAUUGUCACACUGAAGUUGGUGUGCAAUUGGACUUGAAGAAAAGUUGCAUGCAAUUAUUUGAGUGUGACAAUGAUAUCAAAGCUCUCAUGUUUAUACGUGAUGCAAAACUUUGA